Molecule: messenger RNA, 1160 nt
Organism: Gossypium raimondii (Peruvian cotton)
Lineage: Eukaryota; Viridiplantae; Streptophyta; Magnoliopsida; Malvales; Malvaceae
Product: transcription factor MYB93
Exons: 3
Coding region: 61-1038 (325 amino acids)
Source: RefSeq, a predicted model, not a curated record
GUAAUCAAGCAAUUUGGCAAACCAAAGAAAGAAGAAAAAAAGGAUAAAAAACAAAAAAUCAUGGGAAGAUCUCCUUGUUGUGAUGAAGAUGGUCUCAAGAAAGGUCCAUGGACUCCCGAAGAAGAUCAAAAGCUGGUUCAGUACAUAAAGAACCACGGCCAUGGCAGCUGGAGAGCUUUGCCUAAGCUAGCAGGUCUCAACCGAUGUGGGAAGAGUUGUAGGUUAAGGUGGACAAAUUACUUAAGGCCUGAUAUCAAGAGGGGCAAGUUUUCUCAAGAUGAAGAACAAACCAUCCUGCAUUUGCAUUCCAUUCUUGGGAACAAGUGGUCAGCCAUUGCUACACAUCUGCCAGGGCGCACAGAUAAUGAAAUCAAGAACUUUUGGAACACUCAUUUGAAGAAAAAGCUGAUUCAAAUGGGGAUUGAUCCAAUGACCCAUCAACCAAGAACUGAUAUCUUUUCGAGCUUGCCUCACUUGAUGGUCCUGGCUAGCCUUAGAGACCUUUUGGAGAACCCAUUGCAGGCUGAGGCUGCUCAGUUGGCUAAGCUUCAAUACCUGCAAUUUCUUCUCCAAUCUUCGGCGGCUUCAAUGGCGUCCAACGACAACUAUGGUGGCGCCACCACCAUUGGAGCAGAAGACAUGGAAGGUUUCAACUUAUUAAAUUCAACCCAGUUUUCAGUUGGAAACAACGAAACCUCUCAACUGCUCCACUAUCCACCACAACAACAAGUCCCUUUCGGUCUCCAAACAUCGUUUAAUAAUGAGAAGAAAACCUCAUCCAACAGUGAUGAGAUGGGCCAUUGCUCCAACUUUAUCGUCAGCCAAGGAGAUAACCUAAUCGAUCACUCAGUAGCAGCAUCGUGUCCUCUUCAAAGCUCCCCGACGUCCCCUCCGGCAACGGCGGGCGCCGCCGAUGCAUCGGUUAGCAAUGUUCCGGGAGAUGCAAGCAGUGCUUCGAGCUACAACGGUGGCGCCGCCUCUCCCUACUGGUCUGAUCUCUAUUUCGACGACUCUCUCAUGCAGGACAUUAUCUCAUAGAUGUUUUUCCUUUGUUCUUUUUAAAUUUAAGUCUUUGAGUGUCUUGGGUUUUGAAUAUUUCUUUUUGUUACUGUAGAUAACUAUAUAUUGCAUUUAUUAUUAUAAUUAUAAUUAGUUUAAAA